AUGACCUCUUUCUUUCCAAAUUUUCCCUCUUCUCAGCAGAAACCAAUGAAAGACCAUUACCUCGUCGCCACAGAUGCCAAUAUCUCGGUCUUCAUUCGCAGGUCUGAUGUCACUCAUUAUCAGGAUUUAGUCACUCUUCUUCUCUGCCAUUUCACAAGCACAAGCACCCAGUCUAUUGUUAUCCAAACAAACGAAUUGGAUAUCUGUGCCGGACGCUACGUCGAUAUUCCGCCUGAUUUAUGGCCGGAAAUCAACCCUCAAAUCCAAAACAUUAAAGUCAUCUCUCAUCCGUCUUUCUUAACUCACCAUCACCAUCGCUAG
Molecule: messenger RNA, 321 nt
Organism: Desarmillaria tabescens
Lineage: Eukaryota; Fungi; Basidiomycota; Agaricomycetes; Agaricales; Physalacriaceae
Exons: 2
Coding region: 1-321 (106 amino acids)
Source: RefSeq, a predicted model, not a curated record